Cooperia oncophora is the source of this 264-nucleotide messenger RNA. NCBI's taxonomy places the organism in Eukaryota, Metazoa, Nematoda, Chromadorea, Rhabditida, Trichostrongylidae. The record is from the annotation of a GenBank genome assembly.
AUGGGAGGAACAACGCGUCGUCAAGGUCUUCGCAUCGAUAAUGUGUUCCGAACGUACUUUGGUUGGGUUAUGUUACCACUGGCACUACUCGGAGCUCUACUCGUUUCGCUAUUCAUACUGGCAACAUACCGGGCCAUCAAAGUUCGAGUGGUCAGUCGGAAAUGCUACAUUCUGUUGUUAAACAGAGCAAUUGGCGACCUGAUUUCUUGUAUCGUCGCUUUGAUUGUCUGUGCUUACGUGUUACUUUGGCACGAAAUAAAGUAA